Henningerozyma blattae CBS 6284 is the source of this 1323-nucleotide messenger RNA. RefSeq names its product putative metallocarboxypeptidase (gene ECM14). The transcript has a single exon. Bases 1 to 1323 code for a protein of 440 amino acids. NCBI's taxonomy places the organism in Eukaryota, Fungi, Ascomycota, Saccharomycetes, Saccharomycetales, Saccharomycetaceae. The record is from RefSeq and is a predicted model, not a curated record. Gene Ontology annotation, biological process: proteolysis. Gene Ontology annotation, molecular function: metallocarboxypeptidase activity; zinc ion binding.
AUGAAUUUGUUGUACACUACUCUCAUAACAUUAACUUUAUUAACCACUAUACGAUGUACAAAAAGUUACUCCCAUUAUAAAAUUAUUAGAUGUUCCAAAGAUUUCCCCCUACAAAGGGUAGAUAGAGAUGAUUAUGAAAUUUGGAGUAAGAAUUCUAAAUUUAUAGAUUUGAUGGUUUGGAAAAAUCAAGAUUUUAAAGAAUGUGACUUACUCAUUGAAGAUUUGGAUGAAGCUAUUAAGGAAUCUUACCCGAAAAAUGAAGAUCAUCUACAAGAAUUAUAUUUAAAUAUACUAAAUUCACCUUCAGAUAUCGAUGAUAAAAAUCAAAUAAAUUUUGAAACUUUUAAAAUGGCGCCCGAUUUAUUUUUCAGAAAUUAUAGACCUUUGAACGUGAUCGAUUUAUGGAUUAGAUUAUUAAAUAAUACAUUCCCAGAACUUGUCACAAUAGAAAGAAUCGGUAGAACUCAUGAAGGUAGACCUCUAGAGGCAAUUCAUAUUUCGUCAAAUAAUCCAGAACUGAAUCCAGAAAGGAAAACAAUUGUUAUUACAGGUGGGAUCCAUUCACGUGAAUGGGUCAGUAUUUCUUCAGUUUGUUAUAUCAUGUAUCAAUUAUUAACAAGAUAUGGACUCAAAGAAAAUGAGAAAUUAACAAGAGAAACGAAUUAUUUAGAUUCCUUAGAUUUUUUAUUUAUCCCAGUUUUCAAUCCAGAUGGCUAUGAAUAUACUUGGACUACUGAUCGUCUUUGGAGGAAAAAUCGUCAAUUAACCCCAAUUGAACAAUGCCAGGGGAUAGAUAUUGAUCAUUCUUUUAAUUUCCAUUGGGAAACCGGUAACACAUCUCCUUGCAAUGAAGAUUAUAGUGGUAUUGAACCUAUGGAAGCUAUGGAAGCUUAUUCUUUGAAUCAAUACCUAAUUACGAAGAAAAAGGAUUAUAAAGUUUACGGAUAUAUAGAUUUCCAUUCAUAUUCCCAAGAGAUUCUUUAUCCAUACGCUUAUUCUUGUGAUUCAUUACCAAGAGAUUUCGAGAAUUUAUUAGAACUAUCGUAUGGGAUUUCAAGAGCCAUCCAUCUAACUACAAAGAAGAAAUAUAAUGUAGUGGCUGCUUGUGAAGAUAGAGGAAGUGAUAUUUUACCUGGGAUGGGAUCAGGAAGUGCAUUGGAUUUUAUGUAUCAUAAUAGAGCAUUUUGGGCAUUCCAAAUCAAAUUAAGAGAUAAUGGGAAUUAUGGGUUUUUAUUACCUGCCAAGUUCAUUGAAUCGGUCGGUAAGGAUGCAUAUGCUGCUGUGAAAUACUUUUGUGAGUUUAUAUUAAAUCCUGAUUUAUAG